Messenger RNA from Doryrhamphus excisus (bluestripe pipefish), 3118 nucleotides. The record is from RefSeq and is a predicted model, not a curated record. NCBI's taxonomy places the organism in Eukaryota, Metazoa, Chordata, Actinopteri, Syngnathiformes, Syngnathidae.
GUGGGCAUAUAUUUUUAAAAAGUAAUCAUUAUCCAGAAUUGUUAUCAUACAUCGUGUGUCUAUUCUCUUGUACGGCUCGGAGAGAAUGCGGAAAUUAGGUGCGUCCUGGUCGCCAUUAGCCUCCGCUCAGUGUCACACACCGAACGCGAGGACGUCAUGGAGGCGGCGGUGGCGGUGGUGGAGGAGAAGGAGAAGGACUCUUCCGUGUAGUCGGAGUUUGUUUGGCAACAUGUAGUCGACCGUUAUGGUGGAUUAAGGCAUCAGAGGAGCUCCAGUCCCCAACACAGUAAAAAAAAAAAUGGAGGACCUCUCCCUAACGGCCCUGUUGGAAUGCCCCCAGUGUUUAGAGCGGCUGGAUGUGACAGCCAAGGUGCUUCCCUGCCAGCACACUUUCUGUAAGGCCUGUUUACAGAGGCAGGAGGCGGCACACUCGCAGCUCCUCUGCCCGGAGUGCAGAGCCCCUGUCAGGGUGAGGACGGUGGAGGAGCUUCCUGAGAACAUCCUGCUGGUGCGACUCCUGGAGGGACUACAGGGGUCAGCGGGGCAAGGCCGGAACACGCACUAUGCCGUGCCCUAUGCCAGGAGCAGCGGGAAUGUCAGGGAGGGUCAUUACAAAGAAUAUCAAGGCCACAAAGAGGUUUCUGUGAGCCCUUCAAUGCGCAGCCAACAAGGAGAUUCACCGGGAGAGCUGGUCCUCACACCCGCUAAUGGCGUCACACUGAAACACCGAACCAACGGGGACUGGCACUAUCGAUACAUCGGUGACAGUGGAGGCACAUCCAGCAGCCAGAUGCCUCAAGGCCUUCUGGCCCCCCAGCAGUCACUGGCUCUAUGCCGAGCACUGUGUGACUUUAGUCCCAGCGAGAUGAACGUGGAGAACAGCGAUUACUGUCUCAGCUUCCGCAAGGGAGACAUUCUCACUGUCAUCAAACGUGUGGAUGAUCACUGGAUUGAAGCCAAACUGGGCGAUAAAAGUGGAAUUUGUCCUCUGCAGUUUACUGAGCUAAACUCUGUAGCCGCUAAACUCCUGGAGGGAAAGAAUCCGAGAGGGAGUGAUUCGGCGGAAUAUCAUCAUCGGACCGGAAGCAGGGGCAAAGAAAAGGCCCCAGAGGCAUCCAACAGGACCGCCAACCAUCGCACCACGCACGUUCCUGCAAAGACGGCCCCCUUAAACUCUCACAAACAGCCGAGACCAAGCAGCGGCAACUUUUCCCACUCGGUCACAGGAGAGACGAGCGUCAGCGGUUUUAACCUCCAGCGACAGUCGCACCGCUCGUCCGUGCGGCCCCCCGCCCGCGGACACGCUCAUCCCUCAAGAGUUAAUUCUCAGCGAGUUCGACGGCACUCCGACGGCCCGCACAGGCACCUGUUACCGAAUGAGAAGAUGUCCAACGAGGCUCCGCCCAACAUCUCCAUGGCUCUGUUGAACCCCCAAAUGUCGUCCUCCUCAGCAGACAGCAAAAACUCCAGCACCCAGCAGCUCUCCAUCAGUGUGUGUGCUGUGCUGUACUCCUAUAAGCCGCAACGGCCGGAGGAGCUGGAGCUGAGGAAAGGCGAAAUGGUGGGAGUCUACGGGAAGUUCAAAGAAGGCUGGCUGCGUGGGUUGUCUCUCAGAACGGGCAAAGUGGGCAUCCUGCCCAGCAACUACAUCACUCCUGUGCUCAGAACUUCGGCCAGACUCGUGGAGACCAAAGCGGCGAGCUCGUCCUCACAUCACAGCACAACAGCGGGAAAGAAACCCACUGCUGCCAGAAAUCCUGCUGUGGUCCUUGCUCUGGAUAGGGUGAACAGUGAUGGAUCACAACAUUCAGCGGGACAGGUCCCACCUGGACCAAACGGAGCACAGCACGCAAUGUCAUCCGCAGGCACCGGAAAGUCAUCCUUUUACGGGAGCUCGCAAGGUUGGGAGACAGUGAGGCGGUUCUUUAACCCACAUAGAGUAUCAAACCCUUUCAACCAUUCUUCCAAUUUGAAUGUACCCUCCAACUCGGAGCAUUUUGCUCAAGUGCAAGCAUCAGGCUACUCACCCGCCAUGCAGAGAAAGAAACACGGCGGAAUUCUAACCAGCUCUGGAAGAACAGCCGGUUGGAUGACUGAGUCAACAGCGCUCUCUGCUGCCCCCCACCUGAAAGACAGGGACUUCACUUACUCACAUGAGGUGGGAGGACAUCAUCAUCAUCAGCAUCAGCAUCAGCAUCAGCAUCAGCAUCAGCAUCAGCAUCAUGAGCGACAGCCGUCCAAUGGCCCUCAGUCCAUUCUUAUCCGACCCGAUUCACACAAGAGCACUUCAGAUAAGCCUGCCAAGUCAGUGCGCUUCGUCACAGAUGAUGAUCCCCCACUUCCCCGGCUUCGGACCUCCUCGUGGUCUUCAGGAAGCCAGGUUCCCUCCAGUUUCACACCAGCGCCUCCUCCACUGGAAGUAUGGGCCCCAUCUCUCACCUUGGGAAGAGACGGACCCGGCAUCAUUCUCAAAGACGGAAAAGCUCCAACUCUCAGGAAAGGCAUGGAAACGGUACUCUCGGACCUCAACUCUAACCCGCAAAUGACGAUGCCACCGCAGUCGUCGCUAUCAGCCAUGUCGGCUCAGUUCAGCCCCACCAGACACAGAGUGACCACGACACAUCUAGCCCAGAUGGACGCCGAGCUCAGUCUGCUUCAAGGAGAACUGGUCCUGGUCCACAGACCACGACCAGACGGCCGGGUUCUGGUUACUCAGGAGAGCAGCGGCCAGACGGGCCUUUUUCAUAGUAGUAUUCUUCACGGUCUGGAAAGACUCAGUUGACUCUUAGUGGAAUGAAUAUAGUUUCUAUUUUCUGACGGUUUUAAACUUACAUGAGAUUUUCCAUGAAGGGUUUAGAUUUUGACAUGUGCUCGUAUUAAAAACGACAGAGCUAUAUUUUGUGUUUUUCAGUGUCUGAGCAUGUACUCACGUGUAGAGAAUUUGCACAAAAACACUCCAAAUGGCUGUUCCCCUCUUUCUACCCAUGUUACAUGCAGUACACUGGUGAGUGCCUUUGUCAAAACUCACACAGAUAAUACAUAUAUUAUGUAAAGUGAAAUAUCUAUACUUCUGUAACAAUAAACGGUACUUAAGACAACCAACAAUUGCGUAUCCUGC